AUGGCAGCGGUCACUCCGGAGUUGAAGACGGCCAUCUGGGAGAAUCAGUUCUACUACCUCUUUGGCUUCUUAUUCCUGGUGUUCAUCAUCCUGGUGGUCUCCUGUUCCCAGAUCAGCAUCGUCAUGGUGUACUUCCAGCUCUGUGCUGAGGAUUAUCGGUGGUGGUGGAGGACCUUCCUGGUCUCCGGAGGAUCCGCCUUCUACGUGCUGAUCUACGCCGUCUUCUACUUCGUGAAUAAGCUGGACAUUGUGGAAUUCAUCCCUUCCCUGUUGUAUUUCGGCUACACUGCCCUCAUGGUGCUGUCCUUCUGGCUCCUGACCGGGACCAUCGGCUUCUAUGCAGCCUACAUGUUUGUCCGCAAAAUUUACGCCGCGGUGAAAAUAGACUGAAGGUGCCGGCACACCCGGACGAACCACCGAGCCACCACCAGGCUUUUGGGGUUUUUUUUUUCCUAGGAAGGAAAACGGGGAACUUAUAUUUCCUGUUUCUCCCGAGGACAGCAAAAUCCUUUGGGAGCAGGACGCAGGAAAUAAUAACAAUAACAA
Messenger RNA from Protobothrops mucrosquamatus (brown spotted pit viper), 546 nucleotides. Its product is annotated as transmembrane 9 superfamily member 4-like. Lineage: Eukaryota; Metazoa; Chordata; Lepidosauria; Squamata; Viperidae. Gene Ontology annotation, cellular component: membrane. Gene Ontology annotation, biological process: protein localization to membrane. The transcript is spliced from 4 exons. The coding region runs from base 1 to 390 and encodes 129 amino acids. The record is from RefSeq and is a predicted model, not a curated record.